AUGGCUCGGCUGGCCCGUUGGUACGAGACCCAUCUGUACUUGUUUCACGUGGUUGAUCUCAGCCAUCGAGUGGCUUGCGUUGAGCCCAUGUUGCUGCAGACGCCGCAGUUCUGGGAGAUCUUGGGCUAUAUUGAGGAUGAAGUCCAGGCCUCCUUGCCUCAUGGUAUCGGACAUCCGUGCUCUUUGUCGCUUUGCCCAUAUGGUGGCAGUCCUGACCCUGUCAGCUGCAGUUGUAAGCAGCUGUACAGUGAGGCAACACAGCGACUGUCAGAGAGGGUUUGCAUCAUCUCAACUGACCCUGGAGAAGACAGGCCCCUGGAGACAAACUUGACUCGCUUGGUUGCAGAGGAGCGCGCAGACCUCACAAACUUCUGGAGCAUCACAUACCAUCUCAACAGGCUGUAUGCUUCACUCCACGGAUAUCGCUUCCACAGGCCGCACGUGGACGACGAACAGCUGCGAGAGAUGUUGUCAGAUGGUUUGUAUCCGCCAAGGCGUGUGCAGUGGGCCAUUGUGCGCUUGGUCCAGCAAGAGCUUGAAGACAGGACUUGUGAGUACGUGGUCUGGAUGGAUAGUGAUGCCUAUGUUGCUUCAUCAGAGCCUUUGGAGACGGUUUUGGAAGAGUAUGGGCUACUUAAUAAAACAGACCUGCGCCGCCUUGUCCAGCGUGCAACGCCGCGAGUGGAGGAUGUCAGAUCACCUGACAGGACUGACUUCAUUCGCCGCGAGCAUGGUCACCUCCCCUUGCGAGAGGUCGUUGAUGCUCUGGAUGCGUUGCAGUUUUCCUCUGCUUCAUUCCUGGCAUGUUUUAGAGAACUUCAAGAUGAACCUUCAGAGGGCGCACAAGCCGACGCAGAGAAUGCAGAACCAUUGGUGCUUUCAAAGGAAGAACGCUUGAAGAGAUAUUGUGCUGCAAAGCCAGCUGCGGAAAUGUCAAAUGACACUGCUGUGCACCAACUCUACCGCUUGUUGAGCCAGGCCAAGAUACUGGAUUUGGAGCAAGAGGCAACAUCCUCGACACAUUCGACACCCAGCUCAUCUACCCCGGAAUGGACCACUGUGCCGGAAUCAAAUUGGCAGCAGCUGGUUGCGACUGAGAAAGCCAAGGGCGGCGAAUGCUUCAAACAGAAGGACUUUCAAGCUGCUAUCAAGCACUACACCAAGGCUAUCCAAGCUUCACCUAAACCGUUUAAACCUGAUGAAGUCAGAGAAGGCGAAGCAUCAGAAGCGUCGCAACUGUUCUCAACUUUGUCCGCAUUGCUCUCAAAUCGCUGCGCUGCGCGGUUGCAACUUGAUGAGGGGGUCGCAGCCCUGGCAGAUGCACGGACCUGUGUGCAGCUGACUCCUUCUUGGCCCAAGGGACGUUUUCGCGAAGGCUGCUGCUUGAGGCAGCUUGGUCUUUUGGAGGAUGCCCAACGUGCUUUUGCAGCUGGGCAGAAACUAGAGCCGGACAACAAAGAGUGGUGCAAAGAGCUUGAAAAGACAGAGAAGCUCUUGCUUGCCCAGCCAGCGUAUCAGGUGAACGGACCAUUUCAACAGCUGUCUGCAUGCAAGUGGCGCCAACUUCAAGAGGGUCUACAGCCGGGAAAAGCACAAAUCCGCUAUGCAAUUUUGGAUCAGAAGGGAUACUUUGCCAACUUGGCUAUGAAUUUGCAGAGCUCUUCACCUGAAGGCUUCGCUACAAGAGAUUUGCAAGGGAAUCUUCUGAGUAUUCCCAAGAUCAAACAGUUUUUGGACGAUUCGGAACGGAAAAGUGUAGCCUUGCACAUUGAUGUGAAAGACGAGAGCAAGGACAACGGCAUGAAAAGCAUCAUAACCUCACUCCCAUUGGAGGAUGGUCUGGAGCGAUUUGUAUCCAAGGCCAAAAGCCCCGAUCCUCCGAAGGCUUCCAUUGACAGCGUGCUCACGAUUCAAAGACGAAGUGGAUUCCCAAAGUCUUACCCCAAAUACUUGGGCUUCCAGAUGUUCCCUGGAGACCUGAAUUUUCCGGUGAUUGAUCUUCUUCGCGAUGCUCCCGCACACGCCGGCAAGUAA
Cladocopium goreaui is the source of this 2034-nucleotide messenger RNA. The record is from the annotation of a GenBank genome assembly. Lineage: Eukaryota; Dinophyceae; Suessiales; Symbiodiniaceae.